Candida albicans SC5314 is the source of this 1175-nucleotide messenger RNA. RefSeq lists its product as uncharacterized. The record is from RefSeq and is a predicted model, not a curated record. The annotation marks the transcript as partial. NCBI's taxonomy places the organism in Eukaryota, Fungi, Ascomycota, Pichiomycetes, Serinales, Debaryomycetaceae. Gene Ontology annotation, molecular function: protein binding. The transcript has a single exon.
AUGUCAGAUGAAAUAAUAUCUCAAGCAAGAGCAUUUUUAGAAACUUCACAACCAGAAAAGGCAUUAGAUUUAUUAUAUCCUUAUAUUGAAUCACAAAUUGAUUCUAUACCUUAUUUAUCAAUUUUAGGUGAAACUUAUUUAGAAAAUAAUGAAUUAGAAAAAGCUUAUCAAAUAUUAACUCGUGGAUGUGAAUUAGAUCCAAAUGCCAACGAAGGAUUUGAAAAAUUUUUAUAUUUAGGACAAAUUAUUGGUGGACAAGAUGGUAUAAAUUAUAUUAAUAUUGCCAUCAAUAAAUUGCAAUCCUUAUUAUUAUUAGAAGAAGAAGAAGAAAAUGAUUCAACUAAGAAAUCAUUUUUCAUUAAUAAAUUAAAUCUGGCAAUUUUUGCUGAAAUUGAAAUUUGGAUGACUGAUUUAUGUAUGGAACCAGAAGCAGAAUCAAAAUGUAAUGAAUUAAUUGAUUAUUCAUUACAAUUAGAUGAUAAUAAUAAUCCGGAAUCUUAUUCAUUAUUAUCAUCAAUUAGAAUUUCUCAACAAAGAACACAAGAAGCAAUUGAAGCAUUAUUAAAAUCUUGGGAAUUAUUUAAAUUGAAAAAAUCUAAAUUAGAAGAAAUGGCUAACAAUGCUAAAACUGAUCAACAACAAGAAGCAGAAGAAGAAGAAGAAGAAGAAGAUGUUGGUGGUAAUUCUGGUGAUUCAUUUGAAAUUGGUAUGGAAUAUGUUGAUUUGAUUCAACCAUUAAUUACAUUAUCGAGAUAUGCUAUUGAAUUAGAACAAUAUGAUAUAGCUAUACAAAUCAGUAAUAAUGUUCAAGAUAUUAAUGAAAAUAUAUUGGAUAGUUAUUAUAUUGAAAGUUUGGCCAAUAUUUUAAAAUUGAAAAAAAUUUUAUAUCCAAAUGACCAAAAUUAUAAAGAUAUUGAAUUAUCAGAAAUUUUGAACCAAGUCAAUGGUGAUAAUGAUGAAAUUAAUUCAAUUUUACAAGAUGUUAAACUUAGUUUAACUAUGGCUUAUAAAAUCAUUAAUAGUGAUAUUGGUGAAGAAUUCGAUCAUGGAUUAAUUGAACAAAUUAAUCAAUUAUUACAAGAAUUUGGUGGUCCUAUAAUGAGUGAAUUAAUGCCUCAAAGAAGACGUGGUAAUGAUGAUGAUGAUGAUGAUGAAAUAGAAGGUUGGGAAGAUGA